Lithohypha guttulata is the source of this 459-nucleotide messenger RNA. RefSeq lists its product as uncharacterized. The transcript is spliced from 2 exons. The record is from RefSeq and is a predicted model, not a curated record. The coding region runs from base 1 to 459 and encodes 152 amino acids. NCBI's taxonomy places the organism in Eukaryota, Fungi, Ascomycota, Eurotiomycetes, Chaetothyriales, Trichomeriaceae.
AUGAAUAGGCUGAAUGGCAAGGUCAUUGUCGUAACAGGAGCAGGAGCAGGCUUCGGCCGAGGCAUUGUGAAGAAGCUCACAGCAGAAGGAGCGAAAGUCCUAGCUGUCGAUAUUCAUCAGGAGAACGUCGAAGCUACUGCUAAGGCUGCCCCAGAAGGUUCAUGCUUCCCACAUGUGAAUGAUGUAACACUGGAGUCCGCCUGGCGAGAUAUUCUCGAUGCGGCGCUGAAGAACUUCGGCAAGCUGGACAUAGUGGUGAACUGUGCAGGUGUUGUACACAUCGCUGCACCAUCUCACGAAGUACCUGAAGACCAGUUCGACGCCAUGUUUCGGCAAGUAAGGGUAUUGAUUAGUAAUCGUGGUCUGACCGAGUUGCAGGGUCAAUGUGAAGCCAAUCUAUCUUUCGUGCAAAGUCGUUGUGCCGUUCUGGAGGGAGAAGAAGUUCGAAGGGCUAUGUAA